Molecule: messenger RNA, 3799 nt
Organism: Fopius arisanus
Lineage: Eukaryota; Metazoa; Arthropoda; Insecta; Hymenoptera; Braconidae
Gene: trpl
Product: transient-receptor-potential-like protein
Exons: 7
Coding region: 159-3593 (1144 amino acids)
Biological process (GO): regulation of cytosolic calcium ion concentration; calcium ion transmembrane transport
Cellular component (GO): plasma membrane; cation channel complex
Molecular function (GO): protein binding; store-operated calcium channel activity; inositol 1,4,5 trisphosphate binding
Source: RefSeq, a predicted model, not a curated record
UUCCACCCCAUCGCCAGCCCAUGCAGGGUGUCUACCCCUGGCUGUUCACUCCUCACGUCUGUCCUUGGGUGUUUUAUUUUAUUUUUAUUAUUUUUUUUUGUUGUUGUCCUGUGAGUUUUGAGUGUGAGUGGAUUUUUUUGGAUUGCUGAGACGUCAGGAUGAGCUCUGCGAAGGAGAAGGAGAUCGAGGCGGGGCAGGUGCCUGAGGAGGAUGAUUACUGUCUUCAACUUCCUCGACCUCUCAGCAUCGAGGAGAAGAAGUAUCUUUUGGCUGUCGAAAGGGGAGACUUGGCUAAUGUUAGGCGAAUGCUACAACUCGCUGCCAAGCCUAAUAAAGCAAAGUCCAUCGACGUCAACUGCGUGGACAGUCUGGGUCGAGGUGCCCUGACCCUCGCCAUCGAGUCCGAAAACCUGGAAAUGGUGGAGUUGCUCGUGGUUAUGGGGGUAGAAACUCGUGAUUCCCUUCUCUACGCAAUUGAUCAGGAGUUCGUAGAGGCAGUGGAGUUGCUCCUGGAGCACGAAGAGCUGCUGAUGAGCUCCGAGCUCAAUCAGCAUCCAGGUAUAAAAGACGUGACACACAGUUGGCAGAGAAUUGAUCCAGCAGCUGCUCGAUAUCCACCGGAGAUGACACCCCUCGUUCUAGCUGCUCAGAGAAAUAAUUAUGAAAUUCUCAAAUUACUUCUCGACAGAGGGGCCACCCUACCAAUGCCUCAUGAUGUCAGGUGUGGAUGCGACGACUGUCUUCGAGCGGCAACGGGAGAUCCUCUCAGACUCUCAUCCACUCGGAUUUCCGAGUACAAAGCAUUGGCUAGUCCCAGUUUGAUUGCUCUGAGCUCACCGGAUCCCCUGCUGACGGCCUUCCAGCUGAGCUGGGAGUUGCGACUCCUAGCUGUUUCUGAACCUGAGAGUCGUGCUGAAUAUCUGAAGCUUCGGAAACAAGUGGAAAAGUUUGCAGUUGAUUUGCUGCAUCAGACCCGCAGCACGGCCGAAUUAAACACGAUAUUGAACCACGACCCGGAGGCAAGUGCAACCCAACCCGGCAAACAACUGGCUAAACUCGAACUCGCUAUACAGUAUAAGCAGAAGAGUUUUGUGUCGCAUUCACACAUUCAGCAGCUUUUGGCUGCUAUUUGGUACGAGGGAGUUCCUGGCUUUCGAAGGAUGACGACAACACAGAGGAUCGGGAUUGUUAUCAAGACAGCCCUUCUAUUCCCAGUUUAUUGUCUCAUCUAUUGGUUUGCACCCGAUUCAAAGAUUGGGAGCCUCAUGCGCCGGCCUUUCAUGAAGUUCUUGGUUCAUGCGUCAUCUUAUCUCUUCUUCCUCCUUCUCCUAAUGCUGGUCUCCCAGCGUGCAGAGGUCCAGCUGAUUCGUUACCUGGGGACAGAGGCGAUGAAACGUCAGCUGCAAGAGGACCUGUUAAAACAGCGAGGAGCAGGUGCCACUCCCCUGGAAUGCCUAGUAGUGAUCUAUGUAUUGGGUUUUAUCUGGCAAGAGACCAGGGAAGUAUUCAGUGACGGUCUCAGGGCGUACCUGCGCGAUCUCUGGAACUUCAUAGACUUCACCAGGAAUUCGUUGUAUGUCGGGACAUUUGUCCUGCGUUUCGCAGCGUACGUCCAGCAGAUGACGGAAAUAAGUAGCGACGAGUCCGCUAGGUACAUCCCCAGGGAGCAGUGGAGUGAUUUUGAUCCUCAAUUAAUAGCCGAGGGAUUGUUCGCAGCAGCCAAUGUAUUCAGCGCCCUGAAACUCGUACACCUCUUCAGCAUAAAUCCACACCUGGGACCCCUGCAGAUCUCCCUGGGUCGAAUGGUCAUUGACAUCGUGAAGUUCUUCUUCAUCUAUACUCUGGUGCUUUUCGCUUUCGCUUGUGGUCUCAAUCAGCUCCUCUGGUACUUCGCUGAGUUGGAGCAACGAAAAUGCUACGUGGGAUAUGGAACAGAUCCAGAAUGGGACGCAGCUAGUGAUCCAUGUCUUCGGUGGAGAACAUUUUCAAAUCUCUUCGAGUCCUGUCAGUCUCUCUUCUGGGCAUCCUUCGGUGGCAUUGGCAUUGACAGCUUCGAAUUGACUGGUAUCAAGUCCUACACUCGUUUCUGGGGACUUCUCAUGUUCGGCUCUUACUCAGUCAUCAAUGUAAUCGUUCUUCUAAAUCUCCUCAUCGCUAUGAUGAGCGACAGUUACGCGGUAAUCGUCGAGCAUUCAGACGUCGAGUGGAAAUUCGCCCGGACAAAAUUAUGGAUGAGUUAUUUCGAAGAGUGUGGUACUCUGCCACCGCCAUUCAACAUAUUUCCACCCCCCAAGCUUUUCUUCCGGUUGUUUGGUGUCACCAAAAAACCGAAAAUUGGAAGGAACUCCUCGAGGAGUCGAAGUAAAGAGCAUAAAUAUGGAUCUGUGUUGAGAGCACUCAUCUGGAGGUACGUUGUGAAUGCUCAUACCGAGCAUGAAAUGUCACCAGUCACUGAGGACGACGUGCACGAGGUGAAGAGUGAUAUCUCCAGCUGGAGGUGUGAACUCCUUGACAUUCUCCAGCGCAAUGGCAUGGACAUUGGUUCGGUGAAUGUCAAAGACAAUGCAGUACUGGGGAAGAGGAUGAAGGUGUGGGAGAGAAGAUUGAUGAAGGACUUCCAGGUGUCAGCGCCUGUGGGAAUGGAGGAUAAUGACGAGGCUGAGGAACUGGGGGAGGUAAAUGCCGAGUCAGCAGAGCCUCCAGUUGAUGAGGAGGCCAGAGAAAAGUGGAGGAGAGUUGCGAGACUUGCUGUUCUCAAAUCAGCUGAUCGUAGGUGGGGACAGGUGAUUCAGUGUGCAGUGAAGAGCUCGCAGAUUGGGAGGAGCAAUAGUAGGGCGUCAUUGCAGAGCCAGAAGAGCCUCCGGAAAGCUAUGGAGGAGGCCAGGAAGUUGAGGGCCAGAUCACCCUUGCCAGCUGUCAGUCCUAUCAAGCUUCCAGUAGGUACGACUGACAAUAUUCUCCGAGUCCUCAAGGAUAUCAAUGAGGAUGACAGGUCACGCGCAGAGUCACCUGACAAAGGAUUCUCACCGGAUGUCUCACCCCAGGGGACCAUCAGCUCGAAGCUCAUGGCAACUGUCGGUUAUGAGGACGAGAGGGACAAGAAGAGUCCUCAGCCUCUGUUACCCUUCAAAUCGUCACCCCCGAAAGUUGUUAAACGAAGAGCUCCUGGUGUCGCUCUCCCUGGAGCACCUGGAACACAUGGAAACAUCGGAAUUCCUGUUAGUGCACCCGCCAGUCGUCCCGGGACUGUCGACGUCAGUAGAAUGAGACCAACGAGCCCUAAACCACGGCCCAACACUCUCGACAAAAUUCCCAAUAGACCAAAAACACCCCCCAAGCUUGUGGUGCCUUCCGAGGGACUCAGCCCUAGACGAUCUGGACCAAUUGCUGGGACAGGAGAUUCCUCUGCCCUCAGGGGAAGACCCAGAGCUUCGGGAAUGCCUGGAAGUCCCAGAAAAUUCUCCGAAGUCACUGUUAUCCCUCACACACCUGUGCUGGCAACUUCUCAGAGGAACGAUGACAAGUGCAGACUCGUGAAUGCCGAAGCCAGGUCACCCAGAGUCAGGUCUCCCAGACGUGGGGGGUGGCUGUAAAUUUGGAGAGGUGUUUCAUAAUCGAUUAUACGUUAAUUCAGCUAUUAAGUUAUUCAGCUGUUCGGAUUGUUCUCGAAGAUUUCGGAGAAGUAUCAAUGAUGUUUCGAAAAAUUACACUGAUAUUUUAUUGUCAUUGGAGAACAGUAUGAUUAUUAUACAUAUUAAAAUUUAUUCAUUUUUCUGAUAAUUACAUGUAACAUCCCUUA